AUGGCCCGCGAAAAGAUUGCCACACUGCGCGUAUCACUUUCUGAAUCUGCUCGGGUACAACUUUUGACUCAAACCAAGGAAUUCGAUCGUAAUAUGACUGAUCCAUCUCAACUUUCAACAUCAAGAACUUCAAUGUCUUCAUCCUGUUCAUCUUUGUCUUCUCGUACUUCAAACGUACCAUUUCGAGAACUCGAACCAUCCGUAACUAUUGGACCGAUGCCUAUUGAUAAUUUCAUGGAUGAGGUACGAGAGUCUAGAGAUUAUCCAACAUCAAGAGAAGCGGCAAUAGAAGCAGUAGAAUUGUUAAGAGAGUGUCAUAGGAUAGAAGUCAGUUCAAAAGCACUUGCUCAGCUAUCAGAAGAUGUACGAGUGGAUCAGAAGGCAUAUCGCGUAUUUUUAUAUAGGUCUAGUGGUAUUACUAGGAAAUGCCAAUCUUCUCCGCAGCUUCGCAUCAACACUAGUGAAAAAAGGUGCCCACAUUCCACGCAGCUUGUACAUGCAGAUGAAAGUCAGUCCAUAGAGAUGUAUGAAGAAGAAUUCAUUGAUUCCUCAAAGGCGUCCUUCAAUGAUAUGAAUGAGAUUCGAUAUACUUCACGAAGAAACAAAGACGAAAUUGAACCAAUGAGUCCAAACAAAUGUGAAAAGAGAAAAAGGAAAGAAAAACCAUAA
Messenger RNA from Melampsora larici-populina 98AG31, 669 nucleotides. RefSeq lists its product as uncharacterized. Lineage: Eukaryota; Fungi; Basidiomycota; Pucciniomycetes; Pucciniales; Melampsoraceae. The record is from RefSeq and is a predicted model, not a curated record. Bases 1 to 669 code for a protein of 222 amino acids. The transcript has 8 exons.